CUUACUAAAUCUGAGUCAUUAUGUUAAUACAAGAGAGUAACGAUAUUAGUAGUGGAGAGAACAACAGGGCACGAGCCUGUGAUACAUGCCGUUCAAACGUCAGCACCGUGUACUGCCAUGCAGAUUCAGCCUACUUGUGCAUGAGCUGUGAUGCUCAAGUUCACUCUGCCAAUCGCGUUGCUUCCCGCCAUAAACGUGUUGGGGUCUGCGAGUCAUGUGAGCGUGCUCCAGCUGCUUUUUUGUGUGAGGCAGAUGAUGCAUCUCUAUGCACAGCCUGUGAUUCAGAGGUUCAUUCUGCAAAUCCACUUGCUAGACGCCAUCACCGAGUUCCAAUUCUGCCAAUCUCCGGAAACUCGUACAGCUCCAUGGCCACUCACCACCGAAGCGAGAGAACAAUGGACGAUCAAGAGAAGAUGCCAGUGGUGGAUGAAGAGACAAGUAAGGAGGCUAAUGAGGAUGCCAAGGAGGUGGUGUCUUGGUUAUUCCCUAACUCAGAUAAAAAUAGUGGCAAUCAUAACAACAAUAACCAGAACAAUGUGUUAUUGUUUAGUGAUGCGUAUACAGACCUUGCGGAUCACAACUCAAGUAUGGACUACCAAUUCACAGGUCAAUACAAUCAACAAGAACAAGACUGUGGUGUACCACAAACGAGCUACGGUGGAGAUAGGGUGGUUCCACUUCAACUUGAAGAAUCAAGGGGACACCUGAACCACAAUGAACAUAAUUUUCAGUUCGAUAUCACAUAUGGCUCCUCAGGAAGUCACUACACCGACAAAGGUUCUCAAAACAAUAAUGCAUACAUUUCAUCCAUCGAAACUGGUGUUGUGCCGGUGUCAACAGCAUGUUUCACAACAGCUUCACAUCCAAGAACUCCCAAAGCGACAAUAGACAAACUACCUGACCCUCCAAGUCAGAUGGUAACCCAACUCAGCCCAACGGACAGAGAAGCCAGGGUCCUGAGAUACAGAGAGAAGAGGAAGACAAGGAAAUUUGAGAAGACGAUAAGGUAUGCUUCAAGAAAAGCAUAUGCAGAGAGAAGGCCAAGGGUCAAUGGUCGUUUUGCAAAGAGGAUAGAAAUCGAAGAUGAGGACCAUGGGUUCAACACAAUGCUAAUGUACGAAACAGGGUAUGGCGUUGUUCCUUCAUUCUGA
Molecule: messenger RNA, 1151 nt
Organism: Capsella rubella
Lineage: Eukaryota; Viridiplantae; Streptophyta; Magnoliopsida; Brassicales; Brassicaceae
Product: zinc finger protein CONSTANS
Exons: 2
Coding region: 21-1151 (376 amino acids)
Biological process (GO): regulation of flower development
Cellular component (GO): nucleus
Molecular function (GO): protein binding; zinc ion binding
Source: RefSeq, a predicted model, not a curated record